This is a messenger RNA of Cavia porcellus (domestic guinea pig), 5125 nucleotides long. RefSeq names its product solute carrier family 26 member 4 (gene Slc26a4). NCBI's taxonomy places the organism in Eukaryota, Metazoa, Chordata, Mammalia, Rodentia, Caviidae. Bases 382 to 2730 code for a protein of 782 amino acids. The transcript is spliced from 21 exons. Gene Ontology annotation, cellular component: plasma membrane. The record is from RefSeq and is a predicted model, not a curated record. Gene Ontology annotation, molecular function: bicarbonate transmembrane transporter activity; oxalate transmembrane transporter activity; chloride transmembrane transporter activity. Gene Ontology annotation, biological process: transmembrane transport.
CAGCGCCGGACCGCGCAGCUCCGGGACGCACAGGACCUCUGGUCAGGGUCAGCGCUCUGGGCCACCACUGCCCCGGUGCCCAGCAGGUACAGCGCCCCCACUACCACCCUAAGGCUAACCAUGGUGGAUGGGGCAUCGGGGAGGCCGGGACGGCCAGCGGGACUCUUGGCCUUCCGGGUUCGGGAAGGGAAAGCAGGCGGGAGGGGCAGGCUUUCCUUCCCGGUAGGAAGCUGAGAAGACCGCGGACGGUGUGUCCUUCCUCUGGACCGAGGUGUCCCUGUUGCUCCAUAAAUAAAGCGUCUGCCUGCCUUCUCUGCGCGCGCUAUAAAGGCGCGGACCUGCUGUCGCGGCCCGGGGAGGCGCGCGCAGCCGCAGCAGGUCAUGGCCGCAGCCGGCGCGAGGUCGCAGCCGCCGCCGCCCGCCGAGGGCAGCUACGCCGUGGCGCGGCCCGUGUACAGCGAGCUCCUCUUCCAGCAGCGGCACGAGCGGCGGCCGCGGGAGCGCAGCACGCUGCGGGACAGCCUGGCCCGGAGCUGCAGUUGUUCAAGAAGGAGAGCCCUUGGCGUGGUGAAGAGUCUCCUGCCGGUGCUGGACUGGCUCCCCAAAUACCGAAUCAAGGACUGGCUGCUCAGUGACAUCAUUUCGGGAGUUAGUACUGGGCUAGUGGGUACCCUGCAAGGGAUGGCCUAUGCUCUGUUAGCUGCGGUUCCUGUUGAAUUUGGGCUCUACUCUGCCUUUUUCCCAAUUCUGACAUACUUUAUCUUUGGAACAUCAAAGCACAUCUCAGUUGGCCCUUUUCCAGUGGUCAGUUUAAUGGUGGGAUCUGUUGUUCUAAGCAUGGCGCCCGACGAACACUUCAUCACGCCCAGCAGUAAUGGAAGUACACUGAAUACAACCGUGGCAGGUGCCAUCAUCAACACCGAGGCCAGAGAUGCAGAACGAGUACUGAUUGCAAGCACUCUUACUCUUUUGGUUGGAAUCAUACAGCUUGUAUUUGGAAGUCUGCAGAUUGGAUUCAUAGUGAGGUACCUGGCAGAUCCUUUGGUUGGUGGGUUUACAACGGCUGCUGCCUUCCAAGUGCUGGUCUCCCAGCUAAAGAUUGUCCUCAACGUUUCAACCAGAAACCAUAAUGGAGUCCUGUCUAUUAUCUAUACGCUGAUUGAGAUUUUCCAAAAUAUCGGUAACACCAACCUUGCAGAUUUCAUUGCUGGAUUACUUACCAUCGUCAUCUGUAUGGCAGUUAAGGAAUUAAAUGAUCGAUUUAAACACAAAAUCCCAGUCCCUAUUCCUAUAGAAGUAAUUGUGACAAUAAUUGCCACUGCCAUUUCAUAUGGAGCCAACUUGGAAAAAAAUUACAAUGCUGGAAUUGUUAAAUCCAUCCCAAGUGGGUUUUUGCCUCCCGUGCUUCCACCGGUGUCUAAGUUUUCCGAGAUGCUGACAGCAUCCUUUUCCAUUGCUGUGGUGGCUUACGCCAUUGCAGUGUCUGUGGGGAAAGUGUACGCCACCAAGCACGAUUACACCAUCGAUGGGAACCAGGAAUUCAUUGCCUUUGGGAUCAGCAACAUCUUUUCUGGAUUCUUCUCUUGUUUUGUGGCCACCACUGCCCUUUCCCGCACGGCUGUCCAGGAGAGCACUGGGGGAAAGACACAGAUCGCUGGCAUCAUUUCGGCUGGGAUUGUGAUGAUCGCCAUCGUUGCCCUGGGGAAGCUUCUGGAACCCUUGCAGAAGUCCGUCUUGGCCGCAGUUGUAAUUGCCAACCUGAAAGGGAUGUUCAUGCAGGUGUGCGAUGUCCCUCGUCUGUGGCGGCAGAAUAAGGUGGAUUCUGUCAUCUGGGUGUUUACAUGCAUCAUGUCCAUCAUUUUGGGACUGGACCUGGGUCUGCUAGCUGGCCUUUUAUUUGGAUUAUUGACUGUGGUCUUGAGAGUUCAGUUUCCUUCAUGGAAUGACCUUGGAAACAUCCCCACCACAGACAUCUACAAAAGUAUCAAGAAUUAUAAAAAUAUUGAUGAACUUCAAGGAGUGAAGAUUGUCAGAUUUUCUGGUCCUAUUUUUUAUGGCAAUGUUGAUGGUUUUAAAAAAUGUAUCAAGUCCACAGUUGGAUUUGAUGCCAUUAGAGUAUAUAACAAAAGGCUGAAAGCACUGAGGAGAAUUCAGAAACUCAUCAAAAAAGGACAAUUAAAGGCAACAAAGAAUGGCAUCAUAAGUGAUGGUGGUUCAAUGAAUAAUGCUUUUGAGGCUGAUGAAGACAUUGAAGAUCCAAAUGAACCUGAUGUCCCAACCAAAGAAAUUGAGUUUCAAGUGGACUGGAACGCUGAGCUUCCGGUCAAAGUGAAUGUUCCCAGAGUGCCCAUCCAUAGCCUCGUGCUUGACUGCGCAGCUGUAUCUUUCCUGGAUGUUGUUGGAGUGAGGUCUCUGCGCAUGAUCGUUAAAGAAUUCCAAAGAAUUGAUGUGAAUGUGUACUUUGCAUCCCUUCAAGAUCAUGUUAUCAAGCAGAUGGAGCAAUGUGGUUUCUUUGAUGAUAACAAUAGAAAAGACACAUUAUUUUUGACCGUUCAUGAUGUCAUAGUUUAUCUACAGAACCAGGUUAAAACCCAAGAAGGUCAAGAUUCCAUUUUAGAAAUGAUCACCCUCAUUCAAGAAAGCAAAGAUCCUCUUGAAUUAAUGGAAGAAAAGAUAACUCAGGAAGAACUUGAUGUCCAGGAGGAGGCUAUGCGUAGUCUGGCUUCCUGAAAGUGCACUCAGACCGAUGCAAGCAAGGAUUGCAAGAUGAAAUUCACCCGCUGACGACACUCUGUGCAAACAUUUUCUGCAUUGAUUAUUUCUGUGGACUUGAAAUGCUCAAUGUUUUUUCUAUUUCAUUUGAAAAUCUUUGAGUUUUAUGUGUCUUAGCCAGUGAACAAAAAAGCAUUAAGAUUAUUUUCAUGCUUUAUUUAUAAAAUCAAUAGCUUACCUCUAAAGCAUGUAGAAUGGUGAUGAGAGUUACCCAGGCAAAUUAGCAAUGUCCAGGAUCUUAUUCUGAUGUUAUGAUAUGCUGCUGGUCCCCCAAAGGCAGAUUUGCUGUCUUCACCAGGGUACUGGGGUAUCUCUGUUUAGUUGGAAGAAGCAUUGACCUGACAGUCUCUGAGGACAGGUGAGCCAGGAAGGGUUUAUCACAGGAAAAAUCAGCUUCUGACCGACCUUGAUAUCCAUGAGCCACACUAUCACAGUGGGUGGCCACAUUUAGUGAAUGCUGAAGUACUGUUAUUAAUGCACUUACCAAUACAAGCCUUAAGUCACUUUUGGUUUAAAAAAAAAAAAGCCAGUUUUAAGAAUGUAAGUUUAGUUAACACUUAAUAAUGAAGUGUUGAGCCACACAAGGAAGCAGAGGCCUGUAAUUUCAAUACUCUGGGAGGCUGAAGCAGGAGGAUCUCAAGCUGAAGGUCAGCCUAGGCAAAUCAGUGAGUUAGUGAGACCUGUCUCAAAAUAAUGAACUGCUGUUGUACGUGACCAGAUCAGGGUCUCUUAUACUGGACCCAGGACCUUCUCAGUGAGUUACAGCCCCACCUCUUUCCUUUUUUCCUCUGGGCUGAUGUAUUUUUUAAAAACAUGGAUGCAGACAAGGGAGGCAGAUAAGGAGAAUUGCAGAGUUUAUAGAAAUAACUUGUCAAUAUGAUAAUCAUGGAUCACAAUCAAUACAUACGACAGACUAGCUUAGAGAUACAGUUUAAAUUUAUCUUGCUCUAUAAAGAUGAUUCGGUUAAAAAUUAUUUAUCUUACAUACUCCUAAAUGUUUAGCAGUAUGUAAGAUAAAUAACUUUUAACUGAAUUGUCUAUAGUAGUCAAUAUUUAAAAUAAGCUUUUAAAGACAAAGCAUUCUAAAUGAACUUAAUAUCAAGAGAAAAAUUUGGCUUGGAAUUUACACACUGGAAAUAUAUACUUAUAAUAAUCAUAUUUUAAGCAAGAAAAUUUAACAUUAUACCUUAUCUUUAAUCUUUUCUGAGUACCAACCAUUUCUAGGUAUUUUGUCACACAUAUGCUUUGGUCUUGUGCACUAUUCCCAUAUAUUUUAUGUUAAUUUGUACUUCACUACCAGAGGAAAAUAAGUGCCCAGGUCUUUAGCUGAGACAGUGCCUUGCUUUAUUGAGAAUUGUACAUUUCUUUUUUUUUUUUUCUUUUUGUCUUUUUCAUUUUUAUCGGUACCGGGGAUCGAACUCACGACUGCCUGCUUGCAAGGCAAGCGCUUAUGUCGCUAAGCUAAAUCUCCAGCCCCUGAGAAUUAUACAUUUCUCUGGCACAGCUGUGUGAAAUCUCCAAAUGUAUUUGGCUAUCUGUUUUAUUUUUGGUGUCUUCUUAAAUAUAGUCAAAAACUAUGCAUCCACUUCUGAAGGAAGAAUGAUCAGUGAUUAUAUCAAAUUAAUUGAUCCUGAAAUCUGGUUAUAUCCAGUAAUGGUACAGCCAGGAUUAUAUGCCACUUUAUUUUCAUAGAGAUACCUGCUUAUAAUGGCAACCGAUCAUGUCUCUAGAGAGUGGAUGUAAUAAUCUUACAGAAAGUAGAUAGAUAUCUCUAUUCAAAAGAGAAAAUACACACAUUCAUUUUUAAAAGCUGAAAUACCAGAGUUCUUUUACAAUCAGAUGGAGCUUUAUAGAAUUUUGGGUCCAUUUGUGACCACAGAAGAUCACAGUUCGACUGUUUCACACGUAUGCCGGGAAUACUAUUUCUGUGAUACACUUUUUUUGACUAGUAACUCUACUUUUAAUUCUGUAUUGUCUAUGGAUAUUUUACUUGAAAUUCAAUGUUUUUAUUAUUUUUUAACCCAUAGGAUAAGAUUCUAGUAUUGUAUAUGAAUUUCAAUAGCAAGUGAAAAACUAAAAUCAUGUAUAUGUGGAAAUAUUUCCACAUAUUUUUUAUCAAUGUAAAGUUGCCUUUUGAGCUAUACGUCGAUGUGCCCCCUCUGAGAAAAAGUAUCAAAUGUAUGGAAAAUCCUGCGUUCCAAGUUUGCCAUUACUUUUAUCAGUCACCAUUUUGAUGUACUCUUACAGAUCCACUUCCAUCUGUCUGCACAUAACUUCUUUUGUAGACUUAACGAGUGCAGUAAACAAUGUUAUUCACAGAUCUCUUAAUUAAAUCUUGUAAUUUCUACCCAAA